AUGGCGGAUGAGGCUACCCGGCGUGUGGUGUCAGAGAUCCCGGUACUGAAGACUAACGCCGGUCCCCGAGAUCGGGAGUUGUGGGUGCAGCGACUCAAGGAAGAAUAUCAGUCCCUUAUCCGGUAUGUGGAGAACAACAAGAAUGCGGACAACGAUUGGUUCCGACUGGAGUCCAACAAAGAAGGGACUCGAUGGUUUGGAAAAUGCUGGUACAUCCAUGACCUCCUCAAGUAUGAAUUUGACAUCGAGUUUGACAUUCCUAUUACAUAUCCCACUACUGCUCCAGAAAUUGCAGUCCCUGAACUAGAUGGAAAAACAGCAAAAAUGUACAGGGGUGGCAAAAUAUGCCUGACUGAUCACUUCAAGCCUUUAUGGGCCAGGAAUGUGCCCAAGUUUGGACUAGCUCAUCUCAUGGCUCUGGGGCUGGGUCCAUGGCUGGCAGUGGAAAUCCCGGAUCUGAUUCAGAAAGGUGUGAUCCAGCAUAAAGAGAAAUGCAACCAAUGA
Orycteropus afer afer is the source of this 504-nucleotide messenger RNA. It is a transcript of the gene UFC1, whose product is annotated as ubiquitin-fold modifier conjugating enzyme 1. The record is from RefSeq and is a predicted model, not a curated record. Gene Ontology annotation, molecular function: UFM1 conjugating enzyme activity. Gene Ontology annotation, cellular component: cytoplasm. Gene Ontology annotation, biological process: protein K69-linked ufmylation. Bases 1 to 504 code for a protein of 167 amino acids. Lineage: Eukaryota; Metazoa; Chordata; Mammalia; Tubulidentata; Orycteropodidae. The transcript has 6 exons.